CAGGCCCCUGGGCGCCGCCAUGUUGUACGGCGCCGCGCCGCCGUUGACAAUACUGCGCCCUCACCUGGGAUACGAAGGAUUCUUGAUCAAACAUGGCGAGGUUAAGCGAGCAUGGGAUUCGCCUCAGUGCGAUGAGCCCGACGUACUUACACACCAACUCGACCAGUCACACCUGGCCUUUCAGCGCAGUCGCCGAGAUCAUAGAUAAUGCAUGUGAUCCAGGAGUGUGUGCCAAACAAAUGUGGAUUGACGUGACUGAGAUUAAAAAUGAACUGUGCCUGGUCUUCACUGAUAAUGGGAAUGGAAUGACUCCAAUUAAACUACACAAAAUGUUGAGCUUUGGCUUCACUAACAAAACGGGGAAUAAAAACCACUUGCCAAUAGGAGUAUAUGGAAAUGGGUUUAAAUCAGGCUCCAUGCGGCUGGGAAAGGAUGCUAUGGUCUUCACCAAGAAUGGCGGAGCAUUAAGCGUGGGCCUCUUAUCGCAGUCGUAUCUGGAGCAGAUUAAUGCACAAGCGAUAAUCGUCCCCAUUGUGCCUUUCAACCAACAGAAUAAGAACCUCAUAGUUACUGAAGAUUCAGUGCCAAGUCUGGAGGCUAUUUUAAAAUUUUCCGUCUUCAAGUCACAGGAAGAGCUACUGGCAGAAUUUGACACAAUUGUUGGCAAGAAAGGAACACGGAUUAUUGUUUGGAAUAUCAGAAGAAACAAAGAUGGACAACCUGAGCUGGAUUUUGAAACAGACCAGUAUGACAUUCGAAUCCCAGAUAUCAAUUGUGACGAGAGUGCGGGAAAGAAGAAAAAUUUUAAGCGGCCAGAGAGGCUGGAUCAGCACAUUCCUGAAAGUGACUACUCCUUAAGAGCAUAUUGUAGCAUUUUGUAUCUGAAACCUCGAAUGCAGAUCAUAUUGCAAAAGAAGAAAAUCAAAGCACAGCUUAUCACAAAGAGUUUGGCGCAUGUGGAAUAUGAUGUUUAUAGACCUAAUUUUAUUAAUAAACGUGUAAAAAUAACCUUUGGUUUUAACUGCAAGAACAAGGAACAUUAUGGGAUAAUGAUGUACAAUAAAAAUCGCCUGAUCAAAUCCUAUGAGAAAGUUGGAUGCCAGAUAAAGUCAAACGGCAGAGGAUGUGGAAUCGGUGUAAUUGGAAUUAUUGAGUGCAAUUUUCUAAAACCAGCACAUAAUAAGCAAGAUUUUGAAUACACCAAAGAAUACAGGUUGACUUUACAGGCACUGGGGCAGAAGUUGAAUGAUUACUGGAAGGAAAAGAAAAUCAAGAAAAGACAGGAGGAAGCAGAUAGCACAGAGAUGAUAGAAGAGCCACGAACUGCUCCUGAUCAAGCGUGGGUUCAGUGUGAGACAUGCAUGAAAUGGCGCAAAUUACCACCAGACGUCGACCCAGAAUCAUUACCAGAAAACUGGUACUGUAAUAUGAAUCCGGACCCUAAGUUCAGAGACUGUUCUAUACCAGAGGAGCCAGAAGAAAGUGAUGAUGAGAUUACACCCAGUUACGAGAAAACAUCCAAAAAAUAUGAUCAAAGUCAGGAGAGAAAAAGAACAAAGUCUUUGGAACAAGAGAGCCUCAUGUCACCUGAGCAGCAAUCUGAGCUGUUUUCCCCAAGCCAAAGUCAAGAUAGCCUGAAAACAGAAGAGAGUGAAGAGAAAGAGGAGGAGGAGGAGGAGGAGGAGGAGGAGGAGGAAGAAGAGAGAGGCUGCAGAACACGAUCAUGUUUCACUAGUGUCAGCACAGCUUCAGGAAAUGCAGAUGUCGUGAACGAAGAACGUGUUGUGUCCUCCAGUCUAGGACUGAACAGUAACAAACGAAAGCAGAGUCCAAAAGGUAAAAGCCGAAAUAAAAAGCGUUUCAAAGAGAAAGCAGAAGCAUUGGUCAUUCCUGGUGCAGCCCAAUCAAUGGAAUCUGGAACCGUGAAUUCGAACAGAGAAAUGGAAAGUAGCAGUAGUGAUGAGGAUCUCAUCAUCAUAGAUAAUGAAAGUAUGCAGCGAUUUAAAGACAUUCCACGAAGCACCAAGGAGGAAAAAAUAGAACCCAUGGAUUUCUCUAGACCCCGUGAAGAUCAUUCUGACAAUAAAAUAAUUAACCAAAAUGGUGAAAAUAGUGAUGGAUCGGUUAUUCGUGUUUCUGCAGAAAAUGCACUUAUUUCAAUUGGAACACAGACCAAUAAAUUUCCUGUGAUAAAGAAAAUGGAACCAAACUCUAAUGGCACAAACGAACCCGCACUCUCCCAUUGUAAUGUUGGAUCCCAAGGAAGUGUUUUAACAGACAAAGUUCCUGAAAUAGCUGUCGAUUCAACAAAAUAUACUCCAGCUACAGUGCAAUUUUUGGAGAACCAAUUGGACCAUGCAAAAAAUUUAUUGGAUGAAAUAACUGUAGAAAGAGAUUGCUUUAGGAAGCAAAAUGAAGAACAUACAAUUGCACUAAAGCAGAUAACAAAACAACUGCUGGAGUAUCAAGAAAACGAGCGGCAACAACAAAGCAAAAUGAAAAAAGAAGCUAAUGGGCCUGAAAUCUGGAGUCUUGAAGAGAUCAAAGCAGAUUACAAGAAAAUAAUUGAAGAUCGCGAUUCCUUGACUCAGCAGUUAGAUGAUGCAACAAAGGAGAUGGAAAAUUACUCCUUGGAAAGGGAUCUUUUAAAAGAUAAGCUCGUGAAAAUGGAGCAAGAAAAAGAUCAAUUUAGAUCAGAAUGUGAAAAAAUAAAACAGGAUAUGAAAUCCAACAGAAACAAAGGGGAUGAAUUUUAUUGGACCAAAAAAUCAGCUGCUGCCUAUAGAUACUCGGAACUAGAGCUGAUGCGGACAGAGGUGGAGACGUUAAAAGGACAAAAGGAAGAGCUGGAGAAGAAAUUGGAUGAAGCCCUUAGAUGUAAUGCAUUACAUAAAGAGGCGUUGGUUCCUUCCACCAGCCAAGGAGUUGCACAGGCUAACAGUUUAAUGGCAAAGCUGAAGUCAUUGCGAGUAAAGGUUGGCCACUUGCUGGGUUCUGUUCUGCCUCACUUGGACUUAAAGGAUAUCAGUUAUGAAACAGACACAAUUGACGAAAUCCUGGAAAAAGUCAUAGAAGCAAAUAAACUCUGAACUCAAUCUCUCAUAUUGUAUCAUACAGUAACAACAGCCGAUGAUUGUGUUUGACCAAAGUGUGUGAGGAUUUAUAAUGCUGAAUCUCAGAAAAACAGAAAAUGUGAUAGCAGUGUACAUCAAGUAUUUGCACACUUAGCUACGCUGACUACCUACCAAAAACACAAAACUGAAUGUUUUGAUAACUAUGUAGUUGAUUAGAUUUAUACAUUUGUAAUGAAAUUAUCAGAGUUGCUGGUAAUUACACAAAUUACUGCUAUGGUUUUCAAUUUUAUGUUUUUUGUUACUGCGAUAUGUGGCGCAAAAUGUAUCCUCCAGCAGUAAUGCAAUUGAAAAUAUGUCUGAAGACAAAGGAUUAUUCUAUUUUAUUUCCAAAAGUAGAAACAUGUAUCCGGGGCAAAAAUCCAUCUGCUGGAGGAACUCAGCGGGCUGAUUCUGAAGAAGUGUCCCAAUCCGAAAUGUCAUCUGUACAUUUUCCUCCACGAAUAUAACCAGGCCUGCUCAAUUCCUCCAGCAGUUUGCUUUUUGCUCACGAUUCCAGCAUAUACAGUCUCUUGUGUCUCCAACGAGUACAUAGGACCAACUCAAGAUUAUAAUAAGCUAUACAUAGUGGAGAUACAGAAGCAGUUAUCUGAUGCCUGCUGUUGCUUUAUGGUUUUAAACCUGUGCAUGGAAACAACUUACCAUUAUACUGAUAUCUCAUUCUCAAUCUCUUUUAUAGUUCCUAAGUUUUUUUUUUAAAUAUUAUCUUCUUAGAUUUAUCUAUGGUUAGAGAGGAAUGUAUUAAUGAAGAUCACUUUUACCUUUCUUAGCCAGUAGAUGGUUGAGUAAGCCUGUAAACCAAUUGGCAGAUUGGUGUUGAUAUUCAGUAACAAAGAAUGACAACUCAAAGUUAACAUAUAUGUACUCAUUUAGCCAAGUCUCUGACUGCUAUUACAAGAGAAGCUUUCAGCAUCCUCCUCUUACAAAAAUAGUUUCCUUAGUAACCAAGGCUAUUAUAACAAGGUAGUUCCUGCAGUUAGAACAAAUCAAUGUGUUGCCUUUGGCUAAAACCUGAACCAAAAUUGGAUUUGAGUGACCUGGUUACAUUUAGAACUUACUGGUUACUGCAAAAAUGUUUGUUUUUUUUUGCAAUUAUUUGGUUUCUGACUGAUUCCAAGAUGAUAGCUGAAAUAAAACAUAAAAUGCUGCAAAUAUGCUGAAAAUCACGCCACACAUUGGAAUGUUUCACUAUCAUCUAAAGCAGAAGAAGCAGGUACUAUGAAAACACCCAAAGAUGCUUAUUUCCAAAACUCCAUCUGAAUUGAAAAAAAUGGUCUAACUUGACUAGGCAAGACUUAUUUAUUAUUACAUUAGAGCAGGUUAAUUGUUUUGUGUACAAAACAUGAAGGGAAACCCAGUGAAGUAACUGGAAUACUCUUUACUUUCAAUACAAUAUAUUGUAUUAGCAUUAAACCCCAAGCGAGAAAUUUCCUCUUGUUUUUGGCAUUGAACGUGUGAGAACAUGUAUUGUCAGUGGUUCAUGCUUCCCAUCUUAGAACUAAUGUUUCAGGAUGGGAAUGCAACCAGCAACUGAUACUUUUGUACACAUUUUGCUCGAGUGGCCAAAGAUAUUUUUCUCCUCGUAAUUCCAGAAGGUCCAUUCCCCCAGUGGAAGUGUGGGCGAGAAGCCUUGGCAUUUACAAGGCCCAUUGGAAACAGAAGGGUGCAGUUUUUAACAUUGUCAGGAUCGGCUACUGACGUUCUCAUCACUGGCGGUUAUCUUGGCAGGCUCAGAAAGUUUAGAGACAGGCACCUUUAAGUCGUUCGUUGAUUUUUUGAAUACCUAAGUAAUGUUGACUUUUCUAUGAUACCUAUAGGUGCUUUACUUAUUUCCAGUUGAUCUCUUUAUCUGAAUUUGUUACCGUUUUCAGCAAAAUACCCAUCACUCAGAAAGUGAAUCAUAAAUUAGCUUAUCGAAGAAAGUACACUACAAUUAGUUUUAAUAAACUGUUUUAACUUUUAAAGAGGAAUGCAAAUUUAUGGCUUGCUUGCUCAAUAUACAGUAACCAUUUCACAUUGAGGAUCUGUGUUUUAAUAUUGCAGUGUGAUAUGAUGAAAUGUUCCCUCUGACAGUCAUGAAAGUUUGAACUCAUUAAGCUAACACUGCAGACCUGUUUGUACUUUGGUAUCAAAUUGGAAGUCCUUUCCAAAGAAAUUAAAAGGAUGAUUUAUGAAAUGUAAAACUAUCUAGGCCAUGGAGUAAUUACUACUCUGGAUACCCUGCUUCUUUUCCGUACAUCUCAGAUUUAAUCUACUUCAAACUAUGUCAACCAGACGUAUGUACUUGAUGGAGCAGUGUUUGGUGGGUAGAUAGUCUUGCGUUGUUAUUAAUAAUAUUAAAUUUAAUUUAAUACAAAUUGGCUGUGAAUACUGGACAUAACCCUGACGUGCCAAUAUUAACAUUCAUUUUUGUUAUUUAAUUUGUGCCUGAACAAAAUUCAGUGUUUUUUUUUACUUACAUUAUCACAAUGUACUAUUAUUGUUACUGUAGAUAAAUUUAGCAACCACUUUGCGCAUACUUGUCCUGUGUUCUGUGUAAUGUAAAUGAGAUAACCAGUUCCUGGAUGUUUGAAUAUGUCGAUUGAAGGACGGCCAUUAGCCAGGGAACCAGGAGAAGUCACUUCUCUUCCUCACAGAGUCUUGAGAUUUUUUUUAUGCUCUUCUGAACAGUAGUGGUUUAUGGUUUAUGUCACACCUAAAAGACAGCACCAUUGGCAAUGCAACUCUUCUUCAGUUCAACACUGAAGUAGUAGUCUGGAAUAAAUGUGACAUUUAUUGAGUGAUUCUACAUUAUACAGACCUGCAGCUUAAGCAAAGAUUUUCUGAAUGAGAUGGUAGUUUGAUGGUUAUAGCUCUAUGCGAGCGCCUCAGAGUAUUUUCAAAUUCCGCCCUACAAAGAUUACAAAAUUGUUACCAUUAAAUAGAAAUAACCAUAAAAACUGUUGAUAUCUCUAAAUUUCAAAUCAUUCCUUAAUAUCCCUCGGGGGGAGGCUCUAGCCCAUUCUAUUCAGUCCAACCUAAAUGACUGCAUUAUAGCAUUACUCGUUGUUUUUAAUGGUCUGAAAUUAGCUUCACGCACACUCAAUUGUAAGAAGAACGGUUAAGAAAAAAGAGUGCUGGUCUUCUCAGGAAGUAAUUGUGUCACUUCAGUCCACAUCCUGCAAAACUGCCAUUGGAUAACAUUUUGAAGUUGGGUCUGGGGCCUGUUGGUUAAAAAAGGUGGUGCAAGCUUUCUGUUACAUCGAGCCAUACUGCCUUUGACUAGCUGUAGCUUAUCAAAAUAUAGACCCUAAUAUAUUUUAAAAGAGAAAAAAAACAUGAAAUUGAAGCUGAUUGCACUUAGUGCAGAUUCAUUGCAAUUUCACUGGAUUGCAAUUUUAUUACAAAUAUUUAACUGAAAGAUCAGCAUAACUGCUGAAGGAGAAUUUUAAGGAGUGUACAAAUUCUCAAUAAUUGCUCCCCUCUACAUUUUCUAGAAAUUUUAUUUUUUUAGUCUUUGAAUCUAGAUUAAAUAUCAUUAUAUUCCACAAUAGGAUUUGGAGUGGUGUUUCAUUGUAAUAUAUCUGAAUAUUAAAUAAACAAAAUUCAAAACAUGCUUUGUAUAGUCAUACCACGCAUGAGCAUAGAAUGGCAGCAUUGUUUUAGAGGUUGAGAUUACAGAUCUUGCACACACAAGGAAAUGAUCCCUCUUCCUAACUGUUUCCCCAAUGGAAUUUGUUCUGAAGUGUAGAACAUUAUUAUAUAAGAUUUUCCUUAAAAAAUAAGUAUCUAAAUAUAUAUGAAUUUACUUUACCUUGUUUUGUGCGGGGAGAGAUAUGUAAUUUGUAUUGUGACAAAUAAGAUAAUUUUUGAAAUGU
Molecule: messenger RNA, 6988 nt
Organism: Leucoraja erinaceus (little skate)
Lineage: Eukaryota; Metazoa; Chordata; Chondrichthyes; Rajiformes; Rajidae
Exons: 17
Coding region: 93-3089 (998 amino acids)
Cellular component (GO): nucleus; nucleoplasm
Molecular function (GO): ATP hydrolysis activity; zinc ion binding
Source: RefSeq, a predicted model, not a curated record